Meira miltonrushii is the source of this 1686-nucleotide messenger RNA. Its product is annotated as WD40 repeat-like protein. NCBI's taxonomy places the organism in Eukaryota, Fungi, Basidiomycota, Exobasidiomycetes, Exobasidiales, Brachybasidiaceae. The record is from RefSeq and is a predicted model, not a curated record. The annotation marks the transcript as partial. The transcript has a single exon. Gene Ontology annotation, biological process: mRNA splicing, via spliceosome. Gene Ontology annotation, molecular function: protein binding.
CCGCAUGUUCGGCCAUUGGAAGGUGCACUUUCUUCGCUUGGCGAUUCAUCUUCAUCUACAUUGGCUCUAAGUGCAAUUCGUGCUUCACAGCAAUCUGCAAUCUUGCGUUGGCAAGAUGGUAAUAUACGCGAUGAUAUGCUACGAAUAAUUGAUCAAUUUUUAGAGGAAGAAGGGAUGGGCGCAACUCGACAAAUUUUGGCGGAAGAAUGGAGUGGAAAGGUACGAGAGCGGGAUGAAUCGGCAGGAGAUGCGAGAAAAUUACGGAAAGCAAUCUUGGAAGGAGCAUAUGAGGAAGUCGAUAAACUUUUAUCGAAACCUUUGGUGAGAAGCAGUAAUGCGUUUAAAUAUGCCGUAUUCAAGCAACAAUACUUGGAGCAUAUCGAAUUGAGAGAAUACCAAAAAGCAUUCACGUUUCUCAACAAACGUUUAAGGGAGCUGGAGCAUUAUCAACCCUUUGCCGGUGAAUUCAGAGAUCUUUGUUAUCUUUUGAGCGGAAAGAGUAUCAGUGAUGCACCCUCUUUCAGAGCCUGGGAAGGUGUUCGACCGGCAAGAGAAGCGUUGGUCGCUCAAUUUAGCGAUUUGCUUGAACAAGAUCGAAGUGAAAUGUCUGGACAAACAUCAAAAGCACCAUUUAUACCACCGCAUCGAUUGAAGACGUUGGUACAUCAAGCUGUUGCCUAUCAAGUUGAAUUUUCUCGUUAUCAUCCCAAAAAAGCUCCUCGGGUAUCUACAUUACUUUAUGAUUAUGAAUCUUUCGUUUGUCCGAAUGCGAUCAUGUCAACGUGUUACGGUCACAGAAAGAACGUGAAAGCUCUUGCUUGGGUAGGACAAGAGGGUAGAUCGAUCGCCAGUGGAUCAAGCGAUGGUACCGUUCGUCUUUGGUCUACGUCCAAUGCUCAACAAGAAGCAGUGUUUGAGCAUGGUAGUAGAGUGUGGGAUGUUGCAGCUACUGAGUCAGGUAAUUUGAUCGCAAGUGCUGGUGGACAUGCUUUGGUCAAGCUAUGGAACACAUCUUCUCGUGAAUGUGUAGCAAAUUUGGGCGGACUGGCUUCAGCAGGAACAGGAAGUUCCGUAGUUCCGCCAACUGGUGAUGUGUAUAGCUGUGCAUUUGACGGAUACGGUGCUCAUCUGUUGACAGGAGGAUACGAUAAAAUUGUUCGAUUGUAUGAUCUUACAUCUUCUACCCUCAUCAAAACGUUUACUGGACAUGGUCUUGGUGUCAGUAGUGUCACCUUUGACCCGGCAGGCCGAAUGGCUGUAACGGCAAGCAAAGAUUGCAGCGUUCGAUUAUGGGAUCUGAAUUCCGGAUUAUGCAUUCGAACAGUUUAUGGACAUUUAGGUGAAUGUACAUCUGUUGAAUUGAGCGAAAGUGGCAGGGAAAUGUUAACAGCAAGUAAGGAUAACAGUAGUAUGUUACACGAUUUGAGAACGUUAAAACCUCUUCAAAGAUUCAAAGGAGCCCAAAACACACGUGCAAACUUUGUCAGAGCUUCUUUCGCUCAUAAUAGCUUGAUUGCCAGUGGAAGUGAAGAUGGAACGGUUUUAUUAUGGGAUCAAGAGAGUAGCGAAUGCUUGCAAACACUUACUGGACAUGGAGAAGGGGUGGUGUAUUGUGCCAGAUGGAAUCGUGCACAAUCUUUGUUGGCUUCUUGCGGUGAUGACGGUACAGUGCGUACUUGGUAUUGG